Messenger RNA from Brachypodium distachyon (stiff brome), 2217 nucleotides. RefSeq names its product junctophilin-3. The transcript is spliced from 3 exons. Lineage: Eukaryota; Viridiplantae; Streptophyta; Magnoliopsida; Poales; Poaceae. The record is from RefSeq and is a predicted model, not a curated record. The coding region runs from base 349 to 1596 and encodes 415 amino acids.
GGGACCCACGCGUAAGCGACCCUUCGUUCCCGUCUCCUGGCCCUGGGGGAUGGAACACCGGGUCCGAUGGAUGACCUCGCCGCGCCAGUUCGCGCUCCCUGAGGCCACAGCCAGCGAGGAGAACCCGCCAAGGAAGCUGCUCACCGCCGCCCGGUGGUUAUAAGAGGCGCCUCUCCGUCCCCUUCCCCUCCCUUCCGCUCUUCUUCCUCUCAACCACUCCGGAUUCGUGCCGCUUCUUCGAUCUGACGACGAGCCGGCGCGCGGAAAUCUGAGUUGGGAACUAGCAGAGAGGUUUGUGCGGAAGCAGAGAGGGGGGGAAGCUGACGACGCGAGGCGGAACGGCGAGGGAUGGAUGGGCACGGGGGCCACGGGGCCCAUGGCGGCGGCGGCGGAGGGGGGGCGUCUGCUAAGCUGACGCGGACGCCGUCGUGGCUGCUCCGGUCGCCGACGCGCGGCGCGUCGUCCUUCCAGGCGUUCGACGUUGACCCGGAGCCCGACGACAAGAAGGAGCAGGCCAAGCACAGGCCCUUGCUCCGCCCGGCGCACCACCGGCUGCGGCCCCGCCCGGCCCUGUCCCUGCUGCUACUGCUGCUGCUCCUCGUCGUCUCCAUCCCGCUCCUCGCGCUCGUCGUGUUCGUCCUGCGCGAGGGCGGCAGCUACCUGCUCCUCCUCCUCGCCGCCGCCGCGGGGGCCGCGCUCGCCGCCGCAGCCGCCGUCGCGGGCCUCCGCCGCCGCCGCUCCUCGCCUUUCCCCGCCUCCGUGCAGUGGUUCAUCGGCGAGGGCAAGGACCAACCGGGGAGGAAGAGCAAGGUCAAGUCGGACGGGCGCGUGGUGCGGGAGGGCGUGGAGUUCUACAGCAACGGCGAUUGCUACGAGGGGGAGUUCCACAUGGGCCGCUGCAGCGGCAGCGGCGUCUACAACUUCUUCGGCAAGGGCAAGUACGAGGGCGACUGGGUGGACGGCAAGUACGACGGCUACGGCGUCGAGAGCUGGGCGCGCGGCAGCCGCUACCGCGGUCAGUACAGGCAGGGCCUCCGCCAUGGCCACGGAGUCUACCGCUUCUACAGCGGCGACUGCUACGCCGGCGAGUGGGCCGGCGGCCAGAGCCACGGCCUUGGCGCCCAAACCUGCUCCGAUGGCAGCUCCUACGCUGGCGAAUUCAAGGGUGGUGUCAAGCACGGCAUCGGCUGCUACCAUUUCAGGAAUGGUGAUCGAUACUCGGGGGAGUACUUCGCGGACAAGAUCCAUGGUUUCGGUGUGUACAGCUUCGCCAAUGGCCACUGUUACACGGGAUCUUGGCACGAAGGGAAGAAGCAGGGGUUUGGGAUGUACACGUUCCGGAAUGGCGAUAAGCGUUCCGGGGAGUGGGAUUCUGGGACUCUCAAGAACCCAUUGCCCCUCUCCGAUCCAGCUGUUCAGCGUGCUGUGCUGUCUGCUCAAAGGGCUGCAGAUAACGCCUUCGACCUCCCGAGAGUAGAUGACCAGGUGAAAAGGACGGUCAUGGCUGCGAACAGAGCCGCAACGGCUGCUCGGGUCGCUGCGAUUAAGGCAGUGCAGAACAGAAUAGAUGGCAAACUCUUUAUCACGGAUUUGUGAAACACAUUCUGCUAUGGCGACCUUCACUUGUAAAAUUGUACAUUAGACUAGUGAAGAAGGGCAAGAACUCAUUGCUGAGGUUCGCGACCGGAGCAGCACAACCGCUUGCUCUGUGUCGGAGAGGUCAGUUUAAACCGGCAGCCACCAAAGGCUGUGCUGCCGCUUGUUUUCAUGAAGUGGUUUGAAUUGUGCUAGAUUCCAGUGGUCCUCUUUCUCCUUGCAGGCUGUAAAAUAGUAGAUGGUCCCUUGUGAAUCAAUGGAGGGAGUGACCUUUCAGUGUCAUUCUUGUUACAUGGCCCUACUUCUCCUACCGGCGCCUCUAAGGUGUGUGUGUGUGCAUUGUGCAUGUACUUGUGUGGUCUCUUCAAGUCUUUCUCGUAUCAUUUCUCCAAAUCGAAAUCUGGUCGGUUUGAACCGUGGCGCCCUGUGCUGUGAUUCUCCAUUUGUGGUCGUAGUUGGAGUAUUCUCAUGAUUGACUGUAAUUUCUUCUGGCCCUGCAACUUUGAGUUGUAUGUACGAUCUUUUGCUGCUACAUCUUGCUGCCUUUGAUAGUCUGACCCAUUGAUGCAUCCUCUGUAUCUUUUUUCUUUUGUUGCCAUUUUCAAGAUGUCAAUGCAAUUU